AUGGCUGCUCACAAUCCGCCGCUCAGCUAUGAGCCCUCCGCGAGCACCACCCACCCGCACUACUCCACCACCCUGCCGCCUGAAGUCGUCUCCUGCCUAAAGAACUCCAGAUUUCUGCACCUCGCAACGUGCGACAACCUGACCCCCCACAUCUCGCUCAUGUCCUACACCUAUCUCCCCAGCACGCCCUUCUCCCCCCACCCCACCGUAAUCAUGACCACGAACCCCGCCUCCAAAAAGACCCUCAACCUCCUCUCCAACCCGCGCGUCUCGCUACUGGUCCACGACUGGGUCUCGCACCGACCGCCCACACGCACCCGCGACCCCGGUCGCGAAGGCUCCCCGCCCCCCGCCGCCACGCAAUCCAGCCUGGCCACGCUGCUGCUGAACAUCAACACGAGCGCCCUGAGCAGCAUCAGCACGACCAUCAUCGGCACCGCACGUUUCCCCGAGGCGGGCAGCGACGAGGAGCGGUGGUGCAAGGAGCGCCAUUUGGAGAACAACACGUUCGCCGCCGACGCCUCGGAGUUUGGCGUCUUCCGGCGAAAUUCCGAGGCCGCCACUGGUCCCAUUGGCGAUGCCGACGUCGACGUGCCCGCCGUGGGCGAUGGCGUGAGGGUGGUCACCGUGCAGGUCAGGGAGGGGAGAAUCGCGGACUGGAAGGGUGGGGUGCGCGACUGGGCUCUGGUCUCCGAGGAGGAGGUGGAGGAGGGGGAGGGGGGGGAAGACCGCCAGACGGUCCGUGACCUGGUUGCCCUCCAUGCAAAUGGGCUGCCAGUGAGGGCCGUUCCAACGUAUUCCGAGAUUAGAGAUAUGGACAUGGAUUAG
Ophidiomyces ophidiicola is the source of this 828-nucleotide messenger RNA. RefSeq lists its product as uncharacterized. Gene Ontology annotation, cellular component: cytoplasm; nucleus. The transcript is spliced from 3 exons. The record is from RefSeq and is a predicted model, not a curated record. NCBI's taxonomy places the organism in Eukaryota, Fungi, Ascomycota, Eurotiomycetes, Onygenales, Onygenaceae. Bases 1 to 828 code for a protein of 275 amino acids.